AUGGCUAAAACUAAAUCUAGAGGUAGAAAGCUUUUGAAGAAGCAACAAAAGGAUGAGUUCCAUCCAUCAACAAUCUCCCAUGAGGAUAAAGAUAACCACCAAGAAGAAGAAUAUACCAAUGGUCAUGAAGAGACUGACUCGUCCUCCCAUUCCAACCAACAAAUGUUCUUUGGUGUGUUAGACAGGGAAGAAUUAGAAUAUUUCAAACAAGCAGAAUCUACCUUAUCAUUAGACGCAUUCGAAUCCCCCGAUGAAAAAUUCCAAUUCAUCAGUAGUAUUAUAGAUGAAGCUAAGGGUAAAGAAUUGAAAUUGGUGACAUCUCAAAUUUGUUCAAAAUUAAUGGAACGUCUUAUUUUGGAAUGUGAUGAUACUCAAUUGAAAACUUUAUUUCAAGCUUUCAAUGGUGUAUUUUUCAAUAUGGCUUGUCAUAAAUAUGCCUCUCAUGUUUUGGAGACUCUUUUAGUGAGGAGUACUGCACUUGUUGAGAAGGAAUUAUUGACUCCAAGUUUUGAUACUGAUAACAAUGAUAAUGAUGAUGGGGCAGUGUUUGUCUCUAUGGAAAACCUAUUUUUGUUCAUGUUAAAUGAAUUGAAACCUCAUUUGAAAGAUAUGGUGAAUCAUCAAUAUGCAUCUCAUGUUCUAAGAUUGAUCAUAUUAAUUCUUUCUUCUAAAGUUUUACCAAACACUACUCAGAAUAAUUCUAUUGUUCGUUCCAAGAAAUCCAAAAUUGCUAGGAAGAUGAUUAAUAUUAAAGACAAUGAAGAUUUUAAUAAAGUUUACCAAACUCCAGAAUCGUUUAAAAAUGAAUUGCGUAAUUUAGUGAACACAUUAUACAAGGAUUUCACCAAUAAUGCAGAAUCACGUUCCGCGAUUACCAUGACUCAGGUAACUAAAUUUAGAGAGUAUUGUGUGGAUAAAGUUGCCUCACCUGUCAUUCAAUUGAUUAUUCAAGUGGAAGGUAUUUUCGAUAGAGACCGGUCAUUUUGGAGGUUAGUAUUUAAUACUAACGAUGAGAAGGAUUCUAAAGAGGAAGCAUUUAUGGAAUAUUUAUUAUCUGAUCCUGUGGGAUCUCAUUUCUUGGAAAAUGUUAUUGGUUUUGCCAGGGUCAAAUACGUGGAGAGACUUUACAAUUUAUAUAUGAAGGAUCGUAUUUUGAAAUUGGCUAAGAGAGAUACGACUGGUUCAUUCGUUAUUCAAAGUUUACUACAACAUUUGAAAAGUAAAGAAGUUAAAGAAAUAUUGGAUGCUGUAGUUCCUGAAUUAAGUAUGCUAUUGAAUUCCAAUAUGGUAUUUGGUACUACUAUCAUUGAUUCCAGUAUUAAACAAGAUAAUUAUUUGAGAGAUGAUAUUAUUGAACAAUUAUUGAAGAAAUAUUAUCCAAGAGAAUCAUUAGAAAAGAAUAUAUUAGAAAGUUGUUUGAAUUUAAGUUCAUCUACUUUGGGUAACACUAGAGAUGAUUGGCCAACAGCAGAAGAAAGAAGGCGAUCAAUCUUCCUUGAAAAAUUAAUAGAUUAUGAUGAUAAAUUCUUGGAGAUUACCAUAGAUAGUAUGUUGAAAUUACCAGAACAAAGACUAUCACAAAUGUGUUAUCAUGGUGUUUUUUCUCAUGUUGUUGAACAUGUAUUACAAACUAAGAGAGUCAAAGUUGUUAAAAGGAAACAAUUAUUGAAUGUGUUAUGUAAAGAUGUUGUCAAUAUGGCAUGUAAUGCAUACGCUUCUCAUAUAAUGGAUAAAUUAUGGGAAUUUACAGCCAAAUUGACAUUAUACAAGGAACGUAUUGCUAAUGCUCUAAGGAGUGAAUCUGAAAAAGUUAAGAAUAGUACGUAUGGUAGACAAGUUUGGAAAAACUGGAAUUUAGAACUAUAUGUCAGAAAGAAUCGUGAUUGGAAAAGACUUGUUAAAGAACAAGAAUUGGAAAUAUUCCCAGAUAGCAGACCAUUACAACCUAAGGGUACUUUUUCAACCAAGAGAGAAAAUGACGGAUCAGCAGACUCUCAACAAUACAAGAGGCAUAGAAAUAAUGAAAGGUCUUAA
This is a messenger RNA of Naumovozyma dairenensis CBS 421, 2034 nucleotides long. It is a transcript of the gene NOP9, whose product is annotated as RNA-binding RNA processing protein NOP9. The record is from RefSeq and is a predicted model, not a curated record. The coding region runs from base 1 to 2034 and encodes 677 amino acids. NCBI's taxonomy places the organism in Eukaryota, Fungi, Ascomycota, Saccharomycetes, Saccharomycetales, Saccharomycetaceae. Gene Ontology annotation, biological process: endonucleolytic cleavage in 5'-ETS of tricistronic rRNA transcript (SSU-rRNA, 5.8S rRNA, LSU-rRNA); endonucleolytic cleavage to generate mature 5'-end of SSU-rRNA from (SSU-rRNA, 5.8S rRNA, LSU-rRNA); endonucleolytic cleavage in ITS1 to separate SSU-rRNA from 5.8S rRNA and LSU-rRNA from tricistronic rRNA transcript (SSU-rRNA, 5.8S rRNA, LSU-rRNA). The transcript has a single exon. Gene Ontology annotation, molecular function: RNA binding. Gene Ontology annotation, cellular component: 90S preribosome; nucleolus; preribosome, small subunit precursor.